Molecule: messenger RNA, 748 nt
Organism: Xenia sp. Carnegie-2017
Lineage: Eukaryota; Metazoa; Cnidaria; Anthozoa; Malacalcyonacea; Xeniidae
Product: UDP-N-acetylglucosamine transferase subunit ALG13 homolog
Exons: 2
Coding region: 1-507 (168 amino acids)
Biological process (GO): dolichol-linked oligosaccharide biosynthetic process
Molecular function (GO): hexosyltransferase activity
Source: RefSeq, a predicted model, not a curated record
AUGGCCGAUGAGCGAAUAGUUUUCGCAACGGUUGGAACAACAAGCUUUGAUUCUCUAGUUGAAACGUUAUGCAGGAAGCCAGUGUUGAAUACACUAGAACGUUUAGGAUACAAAAAAUUAAUCAUUCAGAUAGGACGAGGCAGCUACGAACCCGAGUCUUUCCGUAGCAAGGAUUUUGCUUUGGAAUAUUAUCGAUAUAAAGAAUCGCUAAAAGAUGACAUGAGUCUUGCAUCUUUGAUUAUCAGUCAUGCCGGUGCUGGCUGUAUAACCGAAUCUCUUUCUUUGAAAAAACCACUAGUGGUUGUGGUGAACGAAAAACUGAUGAACAAUCAUCAAUUUGAGCUAGCUAAGCAGCUUGCAAUAGACAGAUAUUUAAUUUACUGUGUUUGUGACGACCUUAAAGAUGUCUUAGAGAAGAAAGACUUUUUGUCUCUAAAACCUUUUCCACCUGGAGAUCCUAAAUUAUUUGGCAAAUUCCUUGAUGAGUUUAUGGGUGUAGCAGCAUAAUCAGCAAAAUCAGCAGAAUUGUGUUUUUUUUUCAAUAUAUGAGAGCUUUAAAAUCAAUAUUGAAAAUUAUUUCAAAAUUUUACAAAAUUUUGCAUAUUGCAUUUUUUGCAACAAUUUCAUAUUUAUUAUUCAAAUAUAAAUACUUUGUUACCCUAACUCAUAUUAUCUUACAUGUUAGCAAGCCCUUUGUAUAUAAUCCCUGAUCUAUUGCUUUUGUUAUAAUAAAAUGCUUACAAACUUA